AUGGAUAUCACGCCGAAGACAGAGAGAUUAAAGUCGGUGUUUUCUCCACCUUGUGAUUCAGUGGAGUCAAGCCCCACUGAGUCUAAACAAGUGAAGAGUCACCCACAGCUGAGUGCCUCGCUGAGGGAGAGGCUAAAGAGAUCAAGGCGCUCCUUCACCUCGCCCUUCUCGGUGGCCAAACGCCUUUGUGUUGAGGAAGGGGAGGAAGAGGAGGAUGGUCAACAAGUUUCAGCAAAGUCCCGGGAGACGUUUAAUAACACUCCACUGAAUACCCUGAAUGUUGAUAUAAACAGAAAUGAAGCCAGAUCAGGGAGUGAAAGGUUGUCUGAAGCAACACAUACUUCUCUUGUACCACAAAGACAACAGCUGAGCAGGGAGAUUAAAGACAAGACCGAGACUCUGCGCAGACUCAAGAUGGUUAAAAUGUACAGAAGCAAGAAUGAUCUAAAGCAGCUCCAAACCUUGAUUGACAAGUGGCGGAGUUGUGCUCAGGCCGCUCUGUAUGAGCUCCAGUCAGAGGUCCCCGUAGACGGAGGAAAGGCCAGCCUGUCAGUGCUUAUUGACCUCUUUAGUCUGGAUGACACUAUCCUGCACUUUGAUCGCACAGAGGAGGACUUCACUAUCUAAAUAUGCUUUCAA
Messenger RNA from Scomber japonicus (chub mackerel), 639 nucleotides. It is a transcript of the gene sfr1, whose product is annotated as SWI5-dependent homologous recombination repair protein 1. Gene Ontology annotation, cellular component: Swi5-Sfr1 complex. Bases 1 to 627 code for a protein of 208 amino acids. Gene Ontology annotation, biological process: double-strand break repair via homologous recombination; positive regulation of DNA-templated transcription. NCBI's taxonomy places the organism in Eukaryota, Metazoa, Chordata, Actinopteri, Scombriformes, Scombridae. The record is from RefSeq and is a predicted model, not a curated record. The transcript has 3 exons.